This is a messenger RNA of Anoplopoma fimbria (sablefish), 1717 nucleotides long. RefSeq names its product high mobility group 20B (gene hmg20b). NCBI's taxonomy places the organism in Eukaryota, Metazoa, Chordata, Actinopteri, Perciformes, Anoplopomatidae. The record is from RefSeq and is a predicted model, not a curated record. Bases 166 to 1050 code for a protein of 294 amino acids. Gene Ontology annotation, cellular component: nucleus. Gene Ontology annotation, biological process: regulation of gene expression. The transcript has 9 exons.
AGAAGAAAUUAUUCUAUAAAACUGCUGCUGUCUGGAGUGACUAAACAGUCUGACUGAAUAGAUAUUUAAUUGUAUUUAAUUGUUUUUCUUGUGAAGAAUUUCUUUCUCCCCACGACAUAGACCCAGGACCCAUUCCCCCACACACAUAGUCCAUGCACAGAGGUUAUGGGUGGGAUCAAACAGGAGCAGAGUGAUGCAUCACAGCAGUCCAAACCUUCACAUUCAGCAGAUCAACCACAAGAGGAGCCAAAGAAGAGAGGCUGGCCGAAGGGAAAGAAAAGAAAGAAGGUGCUACCAAAUGGUCCCAAAGCACCGGUGACGGGAUACGUCCGCUUCCUGAAUGAACGGCGAGAACGCAUGCGGGCCAGAUACCCUGACUUACCUUUCCCAGAAAUCACCAAGAGACUUGGAGCAGAGUGGACACAAUUAGCCCCUAACGACAAACAGCGCUACCUGGACGAGGCGGAGCGGGAGAAGACGCAGUACGCCCAGGAACUGAAGGAAUAUCAGCAGACUGAGGCCUAUCAGAUCACCAGUGCUAAGAUACAAGACAAGAGGAUCAAGAAAGAAGACACUCCAUCAGUCAUCAUCAGUACCAGUUCAGAGUCAGUAGUAUCAAAGGUUACUGACCUCAACACCAGAUUCGACAUCCCCAUCUUCACAGAGGAGUUCCUCGAUCAGAACAAAGCUCGAGAGGCUGAGUUGCGACGGCUCCGUAAGGCCAACAUUGAGUUUGAAGAGCAGAAUGCAGUGCUUCAGCGGCACAUUAAGGACAUGUACAGCGCUAAAGAGCGCCUGGAGGCCGAACUGGGGCUGGACGAGAAGCGCACCCAGGCUCUUCACCAACACUUGCUGGCCAUUAAACACACAUUGGUCAACAGUCUGUCAUCAGUCCCCCUGCCAGGCACAGGAGAGACGGCGUCUCAUGGGAACCUGGACUCUUACCUGAGUCGUCUCAGCGGAGUGCUGGAGGGAAACCCUCACAAGCAUCGUGCACUGCUCGGCCAGCUCUGCGACGUCCUCGCUCAUCUGGACAGUGAGAAGUUAUGAGGAGACUUCUGCUGGAGACCCUUUCAUUCGUGCAUCAGAGGGACGCUUUGCAGGCUCGGUGGUUUUAGGUCAAGUCAGUGUCAAUCAACAGAGCAUGUGGAUAUCUCAAGGAUAAUAAAGGCAAGGGUACAAAUGCUUCAAAACGCCACACACACACACAGUCCGCGUCUACAUGCCUCUUCUUUAUGAAUAUAUGUAUGAGGAAGAAAAUGUGUAUUCAUGCACAUGAGUUUUUGUGAAUGUAAAUCUGUGUGGCAGGGUUUUGGGUUUUUACACUUCAGGAAUUUCAUUAAAUGUAAUGUAAUAUUAUCUUUAAAUCUGCUUUAAUUAAGUCAAAUUGGAUUGACCCUAACCUCAUUGUGUAGUAUCUGCAGUUACCUACAGGCUUGUGACCUGUCCAAUAAGACAAGCCUAAUUAUUUGUUUACAAUAAAUGCCAUUUGGCAUUCGGUGUUUGGGUAAAGUGUAGUGUUAUUUUAGAACGCAUGAAAUGAAGAAAAAAAAAAAAAAAAACUGGAAAGGGUGAAAAUGAAAUGUUGGGUUUUACAUGUUUGAAUUGACAUUGAUGAUGGCUGGUUGUUGAAUGGACAAGCAGUUUCACAUGUUGUCAGGAUAUUAUAUAUUUGUGAAGUAUAUUUGUAUUUUCUGAAUUGUUCAUUAAACCAUAA